UACUACCAUUUGUACUAAGAAUCAACUGAACCGAUCGAAAUGGCUUUAGACUUUGCUGCUGGUUGUUUGGGAGGUUGCGCCGGUGUUCUCGUUGGAUUCCCGUUCGACACGGUGAAGGUGCAUCUGCAGACGCAAAACCACCAAAACCCGCUGUACCGCGGUACGUACGACUGCUUCCGGAAGAUCAUUGUGCGUGAAGGUGUCCAUGGAUUGUACCGUGGGAUGUCCAGCCCAAUGGCGGGUGUUGCCGUGGUGAAUGCGAUCGUGUUCGGCGUGUACGGAAACAUUCAACGGCGUACUACGAAUCCGGACUCACUGUAUUCGCACUUUCUGGCGGGUACGGCAGCCGGGCUCGCGCAAAGUGUCAUAUGCUCACCGAUGGAGCUGAUCAAGACCCGACUCCAGUUGCAGGAUAAUCUACCGAGGGGUGCGGAACGGUUUAGCGGACCAGUCGACUGCACUAGAAGUAUCUGGCGCAGGGAAGGUACAAGGGGUAUCUUCCGUGGACUGGGUAUUACGGCUGCGCGUGACAUGCCGGGUUUCUCUAGCUAUUUUGUGGCGUAUGAGUAUAUGGUCCGCAGUGUGUCGGAUCCAUCGCCAUUCGUUAUUCUGAUGGCUGGUGGACUGGCCGGUACCUUCUCCUGGCUCGUUACCUUUCCGAUCGAUGUAGUGAAAUCACGCCUGCAAGCGGACGGCAUUUCCGGUAAGCCACAGUACAGUGGGCUGAUCGAUUGCGUAAGGAAAAGUCACGCUGCCGAGGGUCUUGCGUUCUUGUCCCGUGGGCUCGCAUCAACGUUACUGCGAGCUUUCCCGAUGAAUGCCGUCUGCUUCCUGGUCGUAUCGUACACGAUGAAACUGUUCGACGAUCCGAAAAUCACCAGCGUGGUCGAACUUGGCGCAGCAACCGUUGAACCACCGCUGCUGAUGGUGCCCGCCGUUGCCGAUGCUCCAAAGUUGACACCUCCAACGAUCGGACACAAGCGAAUUACGCACGAUCACGACAAUCACCUGCUAAACAUCAAGCAAAACACCUACCGAUUCCUGCGUUCGCUCGGUGCGUUCAGUGAGGCCGUUUGCUGUGCGGAGAUGGGAGAGCUAGCGGACGAUCUGUACGCUAGCAACUCGGACGAGCAGUUAGGAGCAAACUAUGCCAAGCUGAAUGAAAUGCUGCUCAGCACAGACCCGGAGGACACUAGUAAUCGGUACCCAUUUUUAGGCGAUUGAACCGUGACCAACUGCAUGAGCCUUUUCGUUUGUUGUUUUUUGGAAAAGGCCACCAAAGACUUGUGUACAAAGAAACCAUAGACUAAUAGUUUGCCAGGUGGGAAAGCCGUGUAUGAAAAUAUAUCUUUAUUUAAAUGCUUCCAAAA
Anopheles maculipalpis is the source of this 1370-nucleotide messenger RNA. RefSeq names its product mitochondrial basic amino acids transporter. NCBI's taxonomy places the organism in Eukaryota, Metazoa, Arthropoda, Insecta, Diptera, Culicidae. The coding region runs from base 40 to 1224 and encodes 394 amino acids. The transcript has 3 exons. The record is from RefSeq and is a predicted model, not a curated record. Gene Ontology annotation, molecular function: high-affinity L-arginine transmembrane transporter activity. Gene Ontology annotation, biological process: mitochondrial L-ornithine transmembrane transport. Gene Ontology annotation, cellular component: mitochondrion.